AUGGAUAUCUCUGACUCGACUGAAAGGAAAGACGAUCUCAAGGAGAAGCCUUCAGAGGCAGCCACUCAGGAUGUGGUGUUUGGUGAAAUAACGGAGGGUGGACCAAAUUAUCGCAAUGUGGGCUUCCCAGGCACUGUCAUUCUGAUGAUGAAGACCCAGAUCGGCCUCGGGGUUCUCUCCAUACCAACAGCCUUUGAUUCUCUCGGUAUUGUGCCAGGUGUCAUAUGCCUAUGCGUCAUCGCAGCCGUGACUACGUGGUCCGACUAUGUCAUCGGCGCUUUUAAGCUCAAUCAUCGCGAGGUUUAUGGCAUUGAUGAUGCCGCAGGAUUGAUGUUUGGUUCAAUAGGCCGUGGAGUCCUCUCUGUGAUUUUCUGCCUAUAUUGGGUAUUCGUGAGCGGCUCUGGUAUUUUGGGGAUCUCAAUUGGGUUGAACGCAGUCUCUACGCACGGUGCUUGCACCGCUGUGUUUUCCCUGAUCGCCGCUGCUUUGGGUUUUGGCUUUAGUAGCGUUCGCACGCUUGGCCGUAUCACUUGGCUGGCAUGGAUUGGGCUCCCGUGUAUUCUUGUCGCUGUCAUGAUUGUUACAAUCGCUGUCGCCAUCCGCGACCGUCCAGCCGCAGCCCCGAUGACCGCAGGCCCUUGGGUUUCAGACGUGAAAAUUGUGGGCAACCCGACAUUCACAGAAGGGAUCACGGCAGUCUGUAAUCUUGUGUUUGCCUUUUCCGGCACACCAGGGUUCUUCGCUAUUAUCUCUGAAAUGCGCGACCCUCGCCAAUACACGCCCGCUAUGCUCAUUUGCCAGACAGGGGUGACCGCUAUAUACUCUGUUGUUGGGUGUGUGGUCUACUAUUAUUGUGGCUCGUAUGUUUCUUCGCCCGCUCUGGGCUCGGCUGGCGGGACAAUCAAGCAGAUCGCAUAUGGCUUCGCGCUCCCAGGUCUGAUCGUUACAACAACAAUCGUCACACAUAUACCAGCAAAGUAUAUGUUUGUCUACUUUCUUCGCGGCUCCCGACAUCUGACGAGCAACACUCUCGUUCACUGGGCAAGCUGGCUUGGCUGUACCUUCGGUGUCACUGUCGUCGCCUACAUAAUCGCCAGCAGCAUUCCGAUCUUCGAUGGCCUUGUUUCCCUCAUCGGUGCCAUGCUGGGAACAAUCUUGUGCUUCCAGCCCUACGGUUGCAUGUGGCUAUAUGAUAACUGGGGAAAAGGUAGAAGUAGCUCCCGGACUUGGUUGCCUAUGGUAGGACUCAGCAUUUUGGUCAUAGUUCUGGGGACGUUCCUGACUGUCGCGGGAACCUUUGGGUCUGUGGUCGGCAUCAUAAAGUCCUAUCACCAAUCAGGCGGGGCAAAAGCGUUUUCCUGUGCGGAUAAUUCGAACUCUACAUAG
This is a messenger RNA of Penicillium olsonii, 1386 nucleotides long. NCBI's taxonomy places the organism in Eukaryota, Fungi, Ascomycota, Eurotiomycetes, Eurotiales, Aspergillaceae. The record is from the annotation of a GenBank genome assembly.